GCUGAGGGGCCUCCCUGGGAUCCCCGCCUCUGCCCCCAGAGCUCCAAGUGCAGCACAGGCUGAGCCUUGCGCUUCCCCUUUCCCACAGCUGGCGAGGUGACCCCCGCUGACCCAUCCCUGGCCCUUCUCUCUGGAAAUUUCCUUUGGGAGGGUUUGGAAACCCAGCCGGCCCCUCCCUCCCCACGCACCUCCUCCCUGCUCUGCGGGAGCCCCUGCGUCCCCACCACAGCUUUUCUUGUGACCAGGGUAAAUAUUACCUGGCACUGUUAAUGUUUAAUGCCCGCACCUCGUCCCGGCCACCUGCGGCACACGCAGAGGCGGCAGGAAGCGGCGGAGGAGCCCGGUGGGCUGGGGAGAUGGCAGGGCUGCCGGCUGGGGAUGACGGUGGAAGCCCCAAAGGGGAAGAGGACCCAUUCCACUAUGGCAAAAGAUUCCGCUGUGGGGGGCAUAAGAAACGCAGGCAACUCGGUGAAGACGAGCUGUGACAGCAGACUCAGCUGAGGACCCCCAUCUACGCCGGACCGCCGACCCACCUCCUGUCUGCCAGGCUCAGCCUGAUCAAUCGUGGUGGGCUUUGCCUCCUGCCCGCACCACCUCCUGCCGGUAAUAAAGCUGGCUUCAGAAAUGGC
Messenger RNA from Oryctolagus cuniculus (rabbit), 629 nucleotides. NCBI's taxonomy places the organism in Eukaryota, Metazoa, Chordata, Mammalia, Lagomorpha, Leporidae. The record is from RefSeq and is a predicted model, not a curated record.